Didymosphaeria variabile is the source of this 1164-nucleotide messenger RNA. RefSeq lists its product as uncharacterized. Lineage: Eukaryota; Fungi; Ascomycota; Dothideomycetes; Pleosporales; Didymosphaeriaceae. Bases 1 to 1164 code for a protein of 387 amino acids. The record is from RefSeq and is a predicted model, not a curated record. The transcript has a single exon.
AUGAAGUACUCCAUCGUUCUGCCGCUUCUCGCCACCACGGUGCUGGCUGCACCCUUGGAACCCCGCCAGGACACCUGCAAGGUCCCGACCUCGUUCCCAACGACGGCUAACUCGAAGCUUCCCAACCCGUUCAAGUUCUUCGAUGGAACUGAUGUCAAAACCAAGGCCGACUAUGAAUGCAAAAACAAGGAGGUGCUCGCCGCUCUCCAAGCGCAGGAACUCGGAACCUUCCCACCUAAGCCUUCCACGUUUUCCGCCACAUACUCUGGCGGCACUCUCUCGUUCACUGCUGGUGAGGGCGGCAAGUCUAUCUCCUUCUCCGUCAGUAUCAAGGGCAACACUGGUUCUUCGGUUCCCGCUAUCAUUGCCUACGGCGGCGCAAGCAUCCCUAUUCCGUCGGGUGUCGCGACAAUCACCUUCAACAACGACCAGAUGGGCCAGCAGUCAGGGCAGAGCUCUCGCGGUAAGGGUAAAUUCUACGACCUCUACGGUUCUGGUCACAGCGCCGGUGCCCUCACGGCUUGGGCAUGGGGAGUUGACCGUGUUAUGGAUGCUCUGGAGGCCACCACUGGCCACAAUAUCGACACCAAGCGAGUCGGUGUGACUGGUUGCUCCAGGAACGGUAAGGGCGCUUUCGUGGCCGCUGCCCUUGUCAACCGCAUCGCGCUCGGCAUCCCGCAAGAGUCGGGUUCUGGUGGUGCUGCCUGCUGGCGCAUCUCCGACUCCGAGAAGGCCAAGGGCAAGAACAUUCAAACCUCCUCUCAGAUCGUUGGUGAAAACGUGUGGUUCUCGCCCGCCUUCAACGCAUUCUCCACCAAGGCGAACACCCUAUCAACCGACCACCACCAGCUUGCCGGUAUGGUCGCGCCCCGCGGACUCAUCGUCAUCGAGAACGAGAUCGACUGGCUCGGCCCCGUGUCUACCACUGCAUGCAUGAAGGCAGGUCGCUUGAUCUAUAAGGCGCUUGGUGUGCCGGACAACAUGGGCUUCACUGGCUCUGGAAACCACAACCACUGCUCGUUCCCUAGCAACCAGCAGAGCGACUUGACUGCGUACAUUAACAGGUUCUUGCUCAACACUGGCGGGAGCACGGCGAACAUCGAGAAGGGUCCUACUGCUGAUGUUGCCUCGUACAUUGACUGGACCGCGCCGACGCUGUCUUAA